Molecule: messenger RNA, 1734 nt
Organism: Mangifera indica (mango)
Lineage: Eukaryota; Viridiplantae; Streptophyta; Magnoliopsida; Sapindales; Anacardiaceae
Product: alcohol dehydrogenase-like 6
Exons: 10
Coding region: 260-1309 (349 amino acids)
Biological process (GO): formaldehyde catabolic process
Cellular component (GO): cytosol
Molecular function (GO): S-(hydroxymethyl)glutathione dehydrogenase [NAD(P)+] activity; zinc ion binding
Source: RefSeq, a predicted model, not a curated record
AUUUUUCCUUCCCUUUUUACCCCCCACCUGGCUCUGGCCCUUUCACUGACUCUGACCACCCACCUGGAGUCAACAUCUCACCUGGCUCUGUCUCUGUCUCUGACUCUAACCAACCACCUCGUGCCAACUUCUCACCAACUCCCAGCAAUUUAAUCAGACCAACGCAAGAGAGGUCUCUAUUUUUUCUAGGUUGAAUUCCUUCUUCUUCUUCUUCUUCUUCUUCUUCUUCUUCGUCGUCGUCGUCGUCUUGUUCAAAUAAAUGUCUUCCUCCAUGAAUGAACCCCAGGUCAUCACAUGCAAAGCUGCGGUUGCAUGGGGAGCUGGGGAGCAAUUGGUAAUUGAAGAAGUUCAAGUGAGUCCACCGCAGCCUCAAGAGAUCAGGAUCAAAGUCGUCUCCACUUCUCUCUGUCGCACUGACUUGACCGCUUGGGAAACACAAGCAAUAUUUCCUCGGAUAUUUGGCCAUGAAGCAUCAGGGAUUGUUGAGAGUGUAGGAGCAGGAGUCACAGAAUUUAAGGAGGGAGACCAUGUUCUUACAGUAUUCAUUGGAGAAUGCCAGAAAUGCAAACAUUGUAGAUCAGGUAAAAGCAACACGUGUGAAGUUCUGGGGUUGGAAAGGAGAGGUGUGAUGCACAGUGAUCAGCAGACACGCUUCUCAAUUAAAGGCAAGCCCGUUUAUCACUAUUGUGCGGUUUCAAGUUUCAGUGAAUAUACAGUGGUUCACUCUGGAUGUGCUGUCAAAGUAAGCUCAAUUGCACCACUGGAAAAAAUAUGCCUACUGAGUUGUGGACUUGCUGCAGGUCUUGGUGCGGCAUGGAAUGUGGCUGAUAUAUCGCAAGGAUCAACUGUAGUCAUUUUUGGUCUUGGAACUGUAGGCCUUUCAGUUGCUCAAGGUGCUAAACUCAGAGGGGCAUCUAGAAUUAUUGGGGUUGACACUAACCCUGAAAAGAGUGAAAAAGCAAAGGCUUUUGGAAUAACAGAAUUUCUCAACCCAAAUGACUGCAAUGAACCUAUUCAACAGGUUAUUAAGCGAAUUACUGAUGGAGGAGCUGAUUACUCAUUUGAAUGUAUUGGUGAUACAGGGAUGAUAACUACAGCAUUACAGUCAUGUUGUGAUGGAUGGGGUCUGACAGUUACUCUCGGUGUACCAAAAGUGAAUCCUGAAGUAGCAGCACACUACGGCCUAUUUCUAAGCGGAAGAACGUUGAAAGGAACUCUAUUUGGAAGAUGGAAACCUAAAUCUGAUCUUCCUUCACUAGUAGACAUGUACGCAAAGAAGCAUGUACACAACACAGGAAAUCAUGAUUGACGAGUUCAUCACUCAUGAUCUUCUGCUCGAGGAUAUCAACAAAGCUUUCAAUCUCAUGAAAGAAGGAAAGUGUUUGCGCUGUGUCAUCCACAUGCCAAAGUAGGUACGAUGGAGCUAUGAAGUUAAUUACAAGAAGUUUGUGUAUUUGAUUAAGGUUUCUGUUCUGAUGUUGAUUAUUAAAGGUUCAUUGCCCUCCUUGUUGAACCACCCCCACAUCUUCAAUCAUCAAAAUUUUCCGGGUUUCCAUGUGAAUAAGAAUGUCAUAUUCAUGGAUCUAUUGCUAGUCUUUCUUCUUUAUUUGAAGCAAAUUUUUGUAAUUCUAGGGGACUUUCUUCAUCCAUCAUGAUUGUGAAUAAGCUCAAAUUAAGUGAUUCAUCCCUUUUAUCGUAGAAAUUUAGAAAAAUAAAUCCAGUACUUUGAUCUCA